AUGAAAUCGGGCGCUAAGAUUUGGAGUGACGAAGUAGAUGAUCUCGAUCGGACGAGAUGCCGGAUUGCUCAGCUGGAUCCAUCAUCGGCAUCCCACAUCGUUCCGUAUUACACAAAGCUCUCUCGUGUUAUGAACCUCGACGAGCUCCUCAACGGCUCUGACGGCGAAGAGGCAUACGACGGUCCCGACGCAUACAUCGACGAGGACGACGCAGAGGAAAUGGAGCUGGACGCCGAGGACGUCGCUGAGGAGCAGCAACAAGGCGGCUCGACCGUUGGACAGAUUCUGAAUGGCGGGACGCAACAAAAUGCGCGGCUUGCCAAUCUUACCUUAGACGACCUCCGGCGGCUCCUCGGCCAGAUGAAUGGCCCAGUGACCGUUGAAGCCACAGAUGAGGAAGAGGAGGACGAUGACGGUGAUGAUGAGUAUUACUUUGGCUACAACACAGAACCGCACUGGGACCGCUCCAAAGUCUUCCCCGAAGUCAAGGAACCCAAGGAGAAGGGACUUGAACUGCUCACGAGUGGAGAGUUUGGGCGACUCGAGCACCAGUUGAAGUCCCGUAUAAGAGAUAACAAUACAGCGAGUAUCCUACUUAAUAGAGGAGCACGGCAACGUCCCACUCAUAAGGAGGAUCUAACCAGUGACUUACUCCCCAAUUCAAAUGGCACAGCAGUUGCCGAGUAUCAUGCUAAUGCCUAUGUAGGGCAAUAUUCGUCAGAUUCGUCGUUCUAUUACACAUGUGCCCGAGACUUUCGCUUGCACGUAUAUGAUACCACUGCACCCCUCGUGCCUUAUGGGCCCCUUCGUUCACGGAUAGAGGACGAGCAGCGAUACGGACAUGCAACAACCAUGAAAGUUAUGAAGACGAUCAACGCACAUCCAGGCCGUUGGACAAUCACAGACUCCCAUUUGAGUCCGGACAACCAAAGAAUGAUAUAUGCGUCCAUCCUCACCGUGACGCAGUCAAACACGGUCUACAUGACGACAACGCUGGAUUCCUCGCCGGUACAAAUCCCUAUCCGAUUCGCGGACCGCGUACGCAAUCGGAGAAACAAUAUCUGGGACUACGACGACGAAGAUCACUUCGGUAUAUGGAGCUGCAAGUUCUCUGCUGAUGGCAAUGAGGUCAUUGCUGGGGGCAGCGGAAUGAUCUUCGUGUAUGAUCUGUUGGCGGACAAGCGGACAGUCAAGAUUAUGGCACACAACGACGAUGUCAACAGCUGUUGCUGGGCAGAUACUGCGUCGGGUAACGUGCUGGUCAGUGCUUCGGACGACACUUUCAUCAAAGUUUGGGAUCGUCGAUCGCUUGGAAUGUCCCCUAAGCCUUCAGGUGUACUCAUAGGUCACACAGAGGGUAUCACCUACGUGUCAGCGAAGGGUGAUGGCCGUUACAUAAUUUCCAACGGCAAAGACCAGGUCCUACGAUUAUGGGACCUCCGCAUGAUGCGCACCAAUGCCGAAUUUGAGCACACAAGGGACUGCAGUGUUAUGCAGUAUACUGGACAUGAAGUCCUACGCACGCUGAUCCGAUGUCACUUCAGUCCUGCGGAGACAACAGGACAACAGUACAUCUAUUCCGGGGCCUCCGACGGGCGAAUCCACAUAUGGUCGCUCGACGGACGGAUCGUGCAAAUUCUCGAUCGCUCACAAACGUUGCCAAUAUCGUUCGACCCGUCUGCACCGGACCCACCUUCUCUUGACGGCGUACGGCGCUCGCGAAUAUGUGUACGCGAUGUCAGCUGGCAUUCCGAUCAACCGAUUCUCAUGAGCGCCGGAUGGGUCGGCGGGCGUUGGAGUGCGCGAGAAGGAAGCGUCAUCGCCCGACACGAGUGGAAAGGCCUGUCGAAGAUGCAGUAUUCGCUCCGGGAUUAUCAGGAGAGGCGGAGGCAGGAGAACGCAGAGCGUGCGGCGCCCGGAGCGAGAGAUAGACGGGCAAUGCCCGGGGCUUUCGCCAACACGGAUGACGAAGACAAGGAGGCAGCGGCAAACACCCAAAUCGCACCCAUGGACGCCGACCUGAACACAUACGGCUUUCCGCCAGGCUACUUCAUCGUCCGCUCAGUGGCAUCGAAUCGCAAUCUCGACGUCGAGCUCGGUCUGAUAGAUGACGGGACGAACGUGAUUCUAUGGCCGCAGACGGAGACGUCAUUGGUGGACUCCAUGCGAGAUCCGAGUUGCGACAACCAGGUCUUCUUCAUCGACACAAGUGACGAAAAGCUGGUGGUGCGCCACCGGAGACCAGUCUUCCAUCCAUUUCCCAACGCAUAUUCACACCCGCUACCCCGCUUUUCCUAUGACCGCCAAACGCAGAACAUCACUGUUACUUUCGCCGCUGAUCCGGCGUAUCCAAGCGAUCCUAGGGCUAUGGCUACGAGUGCGUGGAAAGAGAAGGUCUUCCUCCUGACCUCUAUCCCAGCGCGGAAGCCGCGCACCAUCGCCGACGAUGCGUCGGCGCUGCUCAAUACUGCCCUCGCUACUCCGAUGGCAUUCUUUGGGUCCUUCGGCAAGCCCUCAAGUGCUACUCCUGAGGAUGUCUUCUCCAGCGGAGACAUCGAUCUGAGGGAGGACGAGAUCCUGGAGCAGGAUCGGUCGGAGGAGGGCGAGGUAGACGACUCUCCCGACAAGCUGCGUCGGGUCCGCAUCGUCGCGCUGACCAAAGAGGAGCUGCAUGCCGCAAGCUCAAAGGCGCGCUUCAGACAGCGGUGGAAAGUCAUCCCGCUGCUGGCAUCGAAGAGUCGCACCAGGUCGUGA
Molecule: messenger RNA, 2754 nt
Organism: Postia placenta MAD-698-R-SB12
Lineage: Eukaryota; Fungi; Basidiomycota; Agaricomycetes; Polyporales; Adustoporiaceae
Exons: 17
Coding region: 1-2754 (917 amino acids)
Biological process (GO): proteasome-mediated ubiquitin-dependent protein catabolic process
Cellular component (GO): Cul4-RING E3 ubiquitin ligase complex
Molecular function (GO): protein binding
Source: RefSeq, a predicted model, not a curated record